AAGACAGACGUCAAAGUUUAUUGUCAAAAGGUGAUAAAAAUUGUUAACAAAUAGCGUAAAUAACUAACAUACGACGCAAAUGAAAUGAUUUUUUAUAAAAUUAUAAACAAAGAUGGACAAAUAUGCAGUUGAUUUAGACCAAGUCCUGAACGAUUUCGAGUACAGUGAAUUAACCGAUCAACACAACAAUGCCUCUAGAAACGUAUCAGCAGCCGCCCCUUCUGUGGGCCAGAACACCGUCACCAAGCACUCCAUCAAUAACGUAUUCCACAGCCUAAACGAGUACUUGAACACCAAUAUAAAAGCGAAUAAUGUUAAUCAGAUUGACAAUAAUGUAUCGUUAGAGAAUAAGGGAAACUACGUUAGCGAUGCGAACGUUGUCAACGAAAACCUCAAUAAGCUUAAAGAUGAGGAAAAGUCAAUUAAGGAUUGCAACUCGAAGACUGACACUUUGCUACUUGAUUUAAACGAGAAAACAAACGAAGAUAAUAAUGUAAGUGAGAGUGAGGUUAAGGGCUUACUACUUGAUUUAAAAGAGGAAACAAAUGAAGAUAAUAAUGUAAAUGUACAUGAAAGCGUGGUUAGGGUCUUACAGGAAGUUAAAAGUGAUGUGGUGGACGUUAAAGAUAAUGGAGAAAUAAGCUUUGAAGAAAAUUGUACUACUACUGAUGAAGAAGUGAAAAAUAAGGAACCAGAAGAGACUGAAGUGUAUAUAAAUGGGAACUGUGAUGAACGCAUUUCAGAGGAAGCGGAAGAGCCUCCUGUAGAAGAAGUUAAGUUAAAGGAAGAUGUUGUAGUCAAAGAUAAUGUUGAAGUAAGUGAAGAUGCAUGUGUUAAUAACGAUAAUUCAACUAUAAAAAUCGAGAGUACGGUGGAAAAGAUCGGUUUUGAUGAAGAUCUGGACAUGGACGAUAGUGAGGUUAUGAAAUUAUUAGAGGAGCUGGAUGAUGAAGAAUUACAAUCGGAAAAAGAAUUAAAAUCUCAUACGAUCACAGAUCUGCCUGAAAACGUUCACUGUGAAGGUACGAGUAGGGACGUUAGUGAAAUAGAAGAUAAGCAGCACGAAGGAGCCACAACCGUCGCAGAUUUGAAUCAGAGCGUUGAUUCGGGUACGGAACAAUCCGUCCAAGAAAAUGUAGUAACAAACGAAGAGACCGCAAACAAAGAAACGGUCGGUGAAUGCGAGGAGGUUUUGAAUGUACCGGCGACGUCAGAAACGGAGAUAACCGCUAUGGUGGAGGAUACAGAAAAAGUUGUUUCCGAAGAGGUACCGGCGGACGAUAUUACGGAGACUCAGUCGAAUAUGGAGGCCCCGGUGAGCGAAAAAAAGAACAUCAAGAUGCAACCUUUGGAAGGAAAUUUAGGAGAGAAAGUGACGGGCGAAGAACACGAGGCGGAAGAAGAAAGUUCCGUGGAUUCCGUGUCGAGACCGCAGAAUUUGCCGUUGAACGGAGAGGGUGAUCAACCAAAAAGAAAGAUCGAUCUGAUCGGCGAUCCAGGAUCUACACCGUACAACAACGUGUACAUCAACAAAGAAAUACCUAAAAGCAAAGCAAAAGGUUACGACAGCGACACCGAUUACUCCACUUCUUCGUCUCCAACAUUUUCCGACGCCAGCAGCACCACUUCGACGGUUUCCGUCGACGACGUUCAAAACAGUCCGCAGAACAACGCUUAUAACGAAUCGAAGGAUGCCGCUCCCCAAAUUUCUACCGAAGACGUAGUCGAGGCUCCUAAAACUACAAAUCCGUCUCAAAACGAAGCUUCCGCGGCUUCGGAAAGUCGAGACCCCUCAGAUCCCACUCCUGAUAUUGCCGGCGCCACUUCUGAUCUUCCCGCUCCCGAAGAAACGGUCGUUGUAGAGGUAGCACCGUGCGAGGAGGCGGAUAAUGUUACAAAGGAGGUUUCCGCGAAUGACGCUUCAGGUUCUGAGGAGGUAUCGGAGGCUGCCGCUUCGCAGGUCGAAAAUUUUGGCGAUGUUAGCGCGAGCGCGAUAAACUUGGAGAAGCAGUGGCUGGGGAAGGAGGCGCCUUUGUGGGUGCCAGAUUCCGACGCUAUGAGUUGUUUGCACUGCGACAUGAAGUUUACCGUUUUGAAGAGGAGGCACCACUGCAGGGCGUGCGGGCUGGUACUGUGUGCCAAGUGCUGCCACCUGCGGUUCAGGCUGGAAUACCUGGAUGCUGAGGCGAGGGUGUGCAACAAAUGCCACGACAUCCUCAACAAGGACACGAACAGCACCUCCAGCUCGGACAUGUCCCCGGACGUCGGCAAUUCCCCCUCGCACCGGCCCAACCCCAACAACCCGUUGGAGUACUGCUCGACGGUGUCGCCCCUGCAACAGGAGGCGGGGGCGAACCCGAACCCGCCCGCCGUCAUGGUGCCUGUUGGGGUGUUGAAGAGGAAAGGUUCCAACAAGGGCAAGUCCAACAAGAGCGUGAUGUUCUGCGACGGGAUCAGGCCCGGCAGCGACCUAACCAACCUGGAUAACGACUUCAACUACAACAACAUGAAAACAAGGAAACCCGAGAAGACGGGCGCGUCGCCCGGCAAAGCGAAAAGGAAUCUGCCGGUAGUGGACCCGGAAACCGGCACGUUCAUCCCCAGCAACGAGAACUGUCUGCCGCCGACAGUUAUCGUCUCGAAAACAGAUAUAUCGUAUAGCGAUUGCCCGAACGGCCCCUCCACGGUGGAGAUCCUGAAGAACGAACAGCUCACGUUCGCGCUACAGGUCAACCUGUACGUCCACUUGAAGAUCGUCAACAUGAGCUGUUGCAUCAACAAGACCGCGUGGUGCUUCUCCACGGAGGGUAUGAUAAACGUCGGGCAGGACGAAAUAGUGAUCCUGCUCGAGUAUAUCGACGAGGAGUCGUUCGUGCCCAAGGACGUGUUUUACCACAUCAACAAUGUACACAACGAUGCCGUUAAAGGUACUUCGGUGAAAGAGUUGGGACUGUCGUUGCACAACACGUCCAACUUCCUCGAUUCGAAGAACCACGCCGGUUUCGUCUACAUCAAGCCAACGUUUCAGUGCCUGGAGAACAUCAUCAGGCCCAAGGAGCCGUACCUCAUCGGCAUCCUCAUCCACCGGUGGGAGACCCCGUGGGCAAAGUUGUUCCCGUUGAGGCUUGUACUGAGGCUGGGGGCGGAGUAUAGGUACUACCCGAGUCCCAUCAUAUCUACCAGGCACAGGGAAAGUGUCUUCGUGGAGAUAGGGCACACGAUUAUUAAUUUGCUGGCGGAUUUUAGGAAUUUCUCUUACACGCUGCCGCAGAUCAGGGGGCUCACCAUCCACAUGGAGGAUAAGAAUACCACUAUUACUAUACCGGCGAAUCGAUAUGACCAGGUUAUGAAAUCGAUGAGCAAUUCCAGCGACCACAUCCUGGCGUUCGCUGGCAACUUCAGCCAGCAGGCCGACUCGCACCUGGUGUGCAUCCAGGACACCCAGGGCAACGAGAACUGCUACUCCACCCACGCCAUCAACAUCCACAACCAACCGAGAAAGAUUACCGGGGCGAGCUUCAUCGUGUUCAACGGAGCUUUGAAAUCGACCAGCGGCCUGACGGCCAAGUCCAACAUCGUGGAGGACGGACUGAUGAUCCAGGUGCUGCCCGAGCACAUGCAGCUCAUCAGGGAUAACCUGAGGGCGAUGAAAGACCACACGAUAUCGUGCGGAUGCGUCAACGCUGUGUCGGACGAGACGGUUAACAUCAUGUGGGGCGAGAACGACGUCAAUUUUAACAUAGGGGUCGUGUCGGCCAUCGACAACACCCCUCUGAGCGGAAUACCCUCGAUAAGAGUCCACAACGCCAAGAACCACAUCUGCGCCAACGGCAGCAGGAUCAUCAGGUGGACCGAGGUGUUCAUCAUACAGAACGGCGACGACAGUCCCAAGAACCAGGACUCCGUCGACAUAUCCAGGGUGUCGGAGAACAUAGCCAAGGCGACGUGCGACGCAUUGGUCAAGUACCUCGACCUGCUCGUCGCCAACAGCUGUCAGAAGGUCGGGAUCAGGACGACCUUGCACGUGGAUAAUGUUUCGUAUCUAGCGGGGAGCAACGGCGCGAAGCUGCCCCCGAUCUACAUGAAGAGCCUGGACAACGAGCUCAUCCCCGUGUUGCACAGGAUAACCACGAAUAACCUGGGCGAACACUCCAUCGUUCUCGAGCUCGUCUUCCGGAUUUUGAAUUUGUAGGGGCGGGGGGUAGUUUUUUCUUUCCUAUCGGUCUCCGACCACGUCUGCUACCAACUAACGUUUCGAUAGGUGAUUUAUUUAAAAGUCUAGGUAUACAGGGUGGUCGUAAAUUGUCUGCCGGCACUUUUAUAAGGUACGUCGAAAAACGAGGUUAUCGUAUCGGGAGACGAUUUUUUGCCACCCCGCGUUGUAGCAUCACUUAGUGCGGUUAAGAGUAAACCUGCUGAUUAUGUUUUAUUGAAAUUCUUCUAGUUCUUUCGCUGUGUUAAUUUAAAAAGUGUUUAAUAUUAUUUGUAGCGAUCUUAUGUUUCAAAGCAAGGGUCUAGGACCUUUUUAAUUUGUUUUGUUCCUUCGGUCGUUUUUUAUUUUUUUAUCGGCAAACUAAAAAACUGUAUAUUUCUUGUUGAUUGUUGAAAAUAUUGUACAUUGUAAUUAUGGAUAUUUAAAUAUAUGUUUUAACCUUC
Molecule: messenger RNA, 4656 nt
Organism: Anoplophora glabripennis (Asian longhorned beetle)
Lineage: Eukaryota; Metazoa; Arthropoda; Insecta; Coleoptera; Cerambycidae
Gene: Sara
Product: zinc finger FYVE domain-containing protein 9
Exons: 14
Coding region: 113-4192 (1359 amino acids)
Biological process (GO): endosomal transport
Cellular component (GO): early endosome membrane
Molecular function (GO): metal ion binding
Source: RefSeq, a predicted model, not a curated record